CACAACCAACCUGCAGCCUUUAGAAUGGCUCCUCCAGCACCGCAGCCCCAACUAGCAGCCCGGUCAAGACACUCAAGGCUACUGAGAUUGAUUGCAAUAAUCAUUCUAGCUCUGAUUGUCCUUGUAGGUCUUGUUGUACUGAUCAUUUGGCUAGUAGUCAAGCCUAAAGGGCUUGCCUAUGAGAUUGAAGAUGGCUCAAUCCAUGGCUUUGGCUUGAGCAACAAUCAUCUCAAUGCCACCUUUCAUUUUGUCCUAAGGGCAUAUAACCCUAACAGGAAAGUCUCCAUAUAUUAUGACUCAAUGGAGGUGUCAGUAGCCUAUGAUGAUCAGACUAUGGCAUCUAAUGGGGUGCAGCCUUUCUUUCAGCGCCAUCGCAAUGUGACUCGACUGGAAGUGCAGCUUGUGGCUCAAUCUCUGUUACUAUCAGGCCCCGUGUCUAAGGACCUACACCUUGAUAGAUCAUCAGGGAAAGUUGAACUAGAGGUUCGAGUGAAGGCAAGGAUAAGGUUCAAGGUGGGAAUAUGGAAGUCAAAGCAUCGAACCUUAAGGGUAUUUUGUUUACCUGAGGUGCACUUCUCCUCACACAAAGACUUUGAGAGGACGAAGUGUGAAAUAGACCUAUAAGCAUUACUCUAUUUUCUUGCUUGUGCUAUAAUUUUCUCUAAUUUGUUUAGGGAUUUGAUUCUCUGUGAUUCCCAUUUAUUAAUUCCAGGAUUGUUGUAUUUUUUUUUCUCCUGUUUUCUCUGCAAUGGUGUGAUUAUCAUUUUAUCAUUUUAUCAUUUUGUACUAAAGGAUGCUAUCACGCUUAAAAAAGGAUAUAUAUAAGUGAAGGUUUUUGCCUUUUGUUUAUUCA
Molecule: messenger RNA, 853 nt
Organism: Vitis riparia (riverbank grape)
Lineage: Eukaryota; Viridiplantae; Streptophyta; Magnoliopsida; Vitales; Vitaceae
Exons: 1
Coding region: 25-624 (199 amino acids)
Cellular component (GO): plasma membrane
Source: RefSeq, a predicted model, not a curated record